CCCCCCUUUCAUCACAUAGGCUAGCUGUCAUCCUGAGCACUGUAGAGACGACCGCUCAGUCGCUAAACGCUCGGAUGACGAGAGCAGCAGGCGACAUUCAGGUCAUCAUGGUCGCAUGAGUCGGGGGCAACCAUUCCGAGGGGACGACAGCCACUGCUGGAAUCCGUGACAUUUUCGACGCAGCCCACGGAGGACGGUUCUGGGAGAGUACAGGCAGAGACACAGAGGCGUGGACGCGGAGAAGAACGGCACAUUCCCCCCUAGUGUUGUCCUGUUUCGUUGGUGAAGGAAACUGUCUCACUCUAAGCUAUGGAAUGCUCCCUGCACUCGCCAUCACUAAUAUCCAAUCCCUGGACUGAACUCCAAACGCUUAGUUAGCGGCUGUGCUUCUCCCCUCGAACUCUUUAUAACCAGGGGACGAAGAAAAGGAGUGGGCUUACCAAGUCCAACACAUUGCACAGAGCGCUUGUUUUUGUAGAAUAUUUAAGCUAGUUUUUUAUUUGUUUUUCUCCGAUUUGGAUUUUUUUCCUGGCAAAAUCAUAUCAAGAUGGAUCUGGAACCGUAUCUGUGGAUGGUCAUUGUUGGCUUCAUCAUCGCCUUCAUACUGGCCUUUUCAGUGGGCGCCAAUGAUGUGGCCAAUUCUUUCGGCACAGCAGUGGGGUCCGGUGUGGUCACAUUGAAGCAGGCCUGCAUCCUGGCGUCUAUCUUUGAGACGCUGGGCUCAAUGCUGCUGGGGGCCAAAGUGGGUGAGACGAUUCGAAAGGGCAUCAUAGAUGUCAACUUGUACAACGAAACUGUGCCCGUACUCAUGGCAGGGGAGGUCAGCGCCAUGGUCGGGUCAGCAGUCUGGCAGCUAAUCGCCUCCUUCCUCAAAUUGCCGGUCUCUGGGACUCACUGCAUUGUUGGCGCAACUAUCGGCUUCUCCAUGGUGGCCAUCGGCACCAGGGGCGUGCAGUGGAUGCAGCUUGUCAAGAUUGUGGCGUCGUGGUUCAUCUCCCCCUUACUCUCUGGGCUCAUGUCUGGACUCCUCUUCAUCCUUAUCAGACACUUCAUCCUCAGCAAGGAUGACUCUGUCCCUAAUGGCCUGCGAGCGCUGCCCCUCUUCUAUGCCUCCACAAUUGGGAUAAACACAUUCUCCAUCAUGUACACUGGAGCCCCAUUGCUUGGGUUAGAGAUGCUACCGGUGUGGUCCAUCUUUCUCAUCACUUUAGCUGAGUCGCUGAUCUGUGCAGCUCUGGUCUGGAUAUUCGUCUGUCCCUGGAUGAGGAGGAAAAUAGCAAGUAGGUAUCUAUGUCGUCUAAAGAAGGAGCAGGCUCUGUCAAGAAUCUCUGAUGAGAGCCUGGACAAGAUACCUGAAGAGGAGGAGGAGAGCCCCGUCUUUAAGGAGCUACCAGGGGCCAAAGGAACAGAUGAGGCUGUGUUGCCGCUCACCGGGGGCAGCAGUGAACGGGGCACCCGCGACUCCAGUGGAGAGCUCGCUAACCUGGCUAAUGGAGGCUCUGUCCUGCCUAACGGCAGGGUAUAUGGCCGGACCCACUCAAUGACCAAUGGCAGCCUUAAGUCACCCAUCGCAAAUGGCAGCUUCAGCUUCGAUGGCCACAUGCGCAGCGAUGGACAAGUGUACCACACAGUGCACAAGGACUCAGGUCUCUAUAAAGACCUGCUUCAUAAAAUCCACCUGGGCCGCAUGGAUGACGACCGCUCAGGGUCAAACGCCGGCCCGGCUGACAACAAUUACCGCUUGCUGCGCCGCAACAACAGCUACACCUGCUACACAGCCGCUAUAUGCGGCAUGCCCGUCCAGCCGCUCAUUCGCACAGAGUCACGUGAGGACAGUGAAAAGUUGGUAGGGGAGGGAGGCGGCAGGAGCAACAGCGUGUCCUAUUCCAAAAAGAGGGUACGUUAUGAUAGCUACUCAUCGUACUGUAACGCUGUGGCUGAGGCUGAGAUCGAGGCAGAGGAGGGUGGGGUGGAGAUGAAGCUCGCUACGGAGCUGGAGGGAGUGGAGGAAGGGGCUCCAGCCCCAGUGCCUCUGGACGACUUGGCCGAGGAGGAUCAUGAGGAAAAGGAUAAGCCUGAGGUGUUCCUGCUUUUCCACUUCCUGCAGAUCCUCACUGCCUGCUUUGGCUCCUUCGCCCAUGGAGGCAACGAUGUCAGUAAUGCCAUUGGGCCCCUGGUGGCACUGUGGAUGAUCUAUGAGCAGGGCGGUGUGAUGCAGGACGCUGCCACUCCCGUCUGGCUGCUGUUUUACGGUGGCGUAGGCAUCUGCUGUGGCCUGUGGGUGUGGGGCCGCCGCGUCAUCCAGACCAUGGGGAAAGACCUGACUCCCAUCACCCCCUCAAGUGGAUUCACUAUUGAACUGGCUUCUGCACUCACAGUCGUGUUGGCUUCCAAUAUCGGAAUCCCUGUCAGUACCACACACUGCAAGGUGGGCUCAGUCGUGGCCGUGGGUUGGAUCCGCUCCCAGAAAGCAGUGGACUGGCGCCUCUUCAGGAACAUCUUCCUGGCGUGGUUUGUCACAGUGCCCGUGGCUGGCCUGUUCAGCGCCGCCAUCAUGGCCCUGUUCGUCUACGGCAUCCUGCCCUUCGUCUGAGGGCGCUCGGCAUGGAGGGAGAACAGGGGAGGACGAGAGAGAGAGAGAGAGGGAAACUUGGGUAAAAAUCAUAGUGUCGGUGUUGCAGAUAAAGGAGGAGGAAUUGAAGAGAAGCAAAGGGCAAGGGUGACGGGGAAGAGAGGGAGGAAGAGGCAGAGUUUUACAGAUGGACUUGGUUGUACUGUGGAUGUGAGGAGGGUUGGUUCAUAUGCUGCCUGGUCCAGAUCUUUUUGACUCAUUUAAGUUUCUGAAUUUAAGUUUUUUUUUUAUUUAUUCUCAUUUUGGGUGCAAAAGAAAGUGUGUAACAAACAUGUCCACCGUACCAUUCAAUCUACUGUACAUAUGACAAUAAUCUGGAGUUUUCCAGUAAUUUUUAACAUGAAUUAUGAUUGUUGGAGAAACGGCAGCAGUCAUUUCAUUUUAAAAAAAAAGAAUAAAAAAAAAAGACUGCCCAUGACUUAAAGUAAUCAAAUGAUUAAUUCUGCAGGCAUAAAUUGACAAACAGGCCUGUAGUAAAACUAUAUCAUUCUGCCUGCUAUCCCAGGUAGUGUAGUCGGUCAAGUGCUUAUUAUUAUUGUUCUAAAAUGCCAGAAAAAAAAUGUACAUAUUGUUAUAUUGGAUUGAGUGUGACUUGUUGUAUUGCGGCUUGCUUUAAAGUUUUUUUUUUUUGUUUUGUUUUUUUUAAAGAUGAAAGCCAACCCAUCCAUCACCCCCCACCCCCUCCCCCCCUUAACAUGCUACAUGUACAACUAGGGCCAAAUGGAAAGGACGGCUUAGAGAGGGGUAGUGGGACUGUCGCUCUGCUUUUUUAUUUUCCACAUGAUACCAUAGAAACCUGAUUUGCUAAAGAGUUGAUUUUUGUCCAGAGCUCCUGUAUGUUUAUAGAGAUGGAUCUCAUAUUUUUUAAUGAUGUAUUAUACUGUAAUUUGUACUGUAAAUACUGUCCUGAAAGAGUUUGGGAGGGCGGGAAAGGGAUUCACGACUUGUUUUUAAUGCCAUAAGUGGGGAGAGGUGGGCUCUUCACCUCCUCAUGAUGUCAUAUUAUAGAGUAUGUUUCAUCCCAGAGGCUUAUAGUGGAGUGCAAACACACUUAAUGAACACACAUGAAAGCUGCUGUUUUUCAGAGGUUGGUAGGAGUAUAAUAAUUGGAAAACAGUAUAUUAAUUUAAAUUAAUUAACCUGUUCACAACAGAGAAAACUGGAGAUAUUCAAUUCCUUCUGGUUUUAUCUUAUCAGUAUACAGUAUUGGUAGAAAGGUCAAGGUCUCCUCCUUGAGAAAAUACUUAGGUGAGUUUCAGAUGGUGAUAUUCGAGGGAGAGCAUUUCUAGUAGAAUGAGGUUUGGGUGCAGCAGAAGCCAAAACACUGAAACUGAACACAGACAAAACCACACUACAGUUCCAUAAAAUGUUCACAUAAUCUUCAUCCGUAUGCCUUCUUGUUUUCAUACACAAAGCUCAGUUACUGGAGUCAUUUCCUCAUAUUGAAGGCUCCCUGCCAAUGAUUGACCUCUACACUGUCCAUGGGUCAUUUCAGAUCUCCCUCCUGUCUCAUAUCACUCAUGUGACAAAUCUGAGGUAUGGCUCUCAAGAUGCCUCUAAACAUUAAAAGCCUUGUCACAUCAAAUUCUAUGUCAUGUCAAACACUAACUCUUGUAUUAUAUCUCAGUCAGUUAUGCAGAAGUGGAAAGAAGGGGGAUUCAACCCCGAGCCACACGUGUAGCUCCUCAAGCCUGGUGGUGUUUGAAGUGUAGAAGUAUUUAGUCUAUUGAUCACCUGUGUUUCAAUCGAAGUGCUAAAGGUUAGGUAGAUAUCGCAGGGUCAAGUUUAGGGCUGAAUCGAAGCCCAGCGGGGGUUUUGAGGCCACUCAUCUCAUGAAAAUAUCAAGACUUUUGUCUUAGGAUCGUUAUGUUUGAAUGAGAUGGUGGAGGGGGGGGGGUAGUACUGAUCAUCACCAGCUUUUUAACAGGGUCACCUGACUUGUAGAUGAACAAAGUCUAAAGCUUUUUUUUUUUGUUUUUUGAACAAACUCGAAGCCAGGUGUUGCAAGUUCUUUUCGUUCUUGUGGUGUUUCCUUAUUUCAUUUUUAUUUCUCAUGAACAAAUCUAUGCUUAAGUAGCCACUUGCCUUGUAACAUUGUGUUUUACUUUUGUGAAGAUACAGUAAAAUUAUUAAGUACUGUGGUGUUUACAUUGUAACCAUAUCGUAGAAUAUCUGAAGAAAAAAAACUGUUGCCUAAUGAUGCCAAUGAAAGACACUAUUAACCAAGAUUUUUUAAGUGCAAGUAAAAAAAAUAAUAACCAGAAGUGUCUAGAGAAAGAGAGCGAGAGCCAGCGUGCGCAAUGACUCAUUUGUUUUGUUUUGUUUGUUUUUGGUGUAGUAAUAGGGGUAGUGCUAAUCAUGUCCCUGUCACUUUACACUGCUACUACAAUGAGUUAACAGUACAUGUAUGGGUGCAAUUCAGUAAUGAAGAGAAUGACUAGAGAAAUUUCAUCAAGACUAUAUAUUUUUCUACCAUAUCUGAGUUAUAACCUGGGCAAGCUUCCAGACACUUUGGAGGACACACUGAUGGGAAUAUGGAAAACAGGGACUAGUUGUUAUAAGAUCAGUGACACUGAGAUAUGGUCUUAUCGCAGGGUUUCUCACUUCGCUGGUGCCAUGCGCCACCCUUCCUCUAAGCCCAGUGUGUUCUUGUAACAUGUAGACUGAUGUGUCGGGUUGCCAAUAGAUCAGAUUUUGAAAUUUACCAUUUUUAUUUUUGAAUUUUAGAUGAAAACGCUUUGUAAUUUUGUUUCCCUACUGCUUUGAUCAUGAGCUGUGAGAGCAGGACAGCAUCUUGCUAAAACCAGGACGACCGCUUACUAAAGGCGAAAUCUAGAAGCAAAAUCUCUAGUUGAGAAACUUAAAUCUUAAACUUGGUGUCUGAUAACUGGACUGUGAGGACAUUUGUUUCCUUGUUUUGGCAGGUAACCACUCUUGAAGCUCAUACCUUUUUUACUCUUCCACAGACUGUGUGUUACUCAAGGGGGGGCUGCACAGAGCUGGUGUGUUGAAAUUCUGUUUGUACUCUUGUGCAGUACAGGUGCCAGGAGGAAGUACAUUUUUAAACUGAAAUCUCAUGAGGCACAAGAGUUCUGACAGUAUAUGUUCAAAAAAAAAGUGUUCUGAACUGAGCAAGCGUUUGUUUUAUUGCUUAUGAACUCAGCUUUUCCUUUGGAAAAUACUUUGUUACUUUCAGAGGUUACAUAGUCUUGCUUUAAUGGGUGACUUUUCAUUGCUUGAAGGUAAACCCAGUCCACGCCUCUCGAACAGAAAUCACUAAACUUAAAAGGGUGCAGAGUCUCAUACUAACUAGAUGGAAAGCGUCACUCAAACAUCAACACUCAAUUUACAGUAGCAGACACACAAAGAUGCACAUUUUGUCAUAUUGUAUAGAGCAACAAGCUAACUGAACUUCCAGGUUAGCUUCUUUUCCACUAGCCUUCAGUUCUCAAUGUAUUGUGCCAUAGAGGGAUUUUCAUUCUUCAAAAAAGCUUAUAUCUAUUUUGUUCACAUUCUAAAAUAAAUUGGGUAGGAUUAGGAAGACACUACCAUUUGAGCACCUUGUCAUUUAUCCAAGAUAAAACAAUUAUUUUGUUAGCAUGUAGCAACUAGUGCUACCAUGAGUCUUGGCUGCUGUUAAAUGCCAACAAAAUAUUUAUAUAUUCAUAUUUUAAAUAAUAAAAUGUAUUCAUAUAUUACUGUCUAGAACUCAAUAGUAACCCAUAUUAUUUAAGUUUUUAGAGGACUGAUGAAAGACUAUUGUCUGGCCGCAGCUGAUGGACAUUUGUUGCUCUUGUGUGCAAUUAGUAAACAAUGAAAUUGAACUGAAUCCACUUCCCUAACAUUAGAUUAUGAGGUUUAUUUGUAAAUGGUCUGAGGUCAGCCAGCACACUUCAGAGAUCUGGUUUGUGCUGUAGCACCAUGCUCUGCAAGGCCUUCCUUUGUAACGCACGAGGUCACUUUUUUUGUUUUGUUCCAUUCAUUCUCAGCUCUGAUAGGCCAAAAGAGAUGCACUGCUCAAGAUAGGGAGGGGAAGUGAAAAUCAUGCUCUGGUGCACGAUAGCUCAACUCAACAACUAAUGCUACAUGAUGAAUAUUACAGAAAUAUCUCAUGGGGGGGGGGGGCGCAAAACUAACUUUGGCAGAAGAAUUGUGUUUAAGGACACAAUCAUUUACAGUAAGGAGCUGAUUGUCAAGAGUCAGACAUUGAGUUUAAUUACAUUAUCAAUUAUCAGCUAAACUUUUUAGAUACAUUUUUAGUUCAGAUUGUAUCCUGAGAGCCAAUGAUUGUCUGUAAAAUUUGUGACAAUCUUUUAAACUCAUCGGUUAGGUGGGACUAGCUAAGCCACUAGAUGAAGUCUUGACACUUUCCCUCCCCCGUAGAGAGGAACAGCAUUUUAGACCGGUCCAUUUCAACUGAUUGGUAUAAAUCAAUAAAUGGUGUAAUUGCCAUUGAGGGAGUCACUGUGCUUCUAUUGCAUUAUAAAUGUUCUGUAACCUUUUUUUUUUGGUCGAGAAAAUCUAGAGGAACGAUGUGCCAUUUCUCUCUCCCUGAAUGUGCAAUAUAAACGGUUUCUUGUGAGGGUGCAACUACAUUACUGUCACUGUGUGGUCGUGUAGCUCCAUCUGCCCUGGUGUAAUAGCGCCCUCUCCUGUUUGUACGGAACUAGCAUUGCCUCAUAGAGGUGGAGGGGGCAUCAGUUCAGACCUUCAUCUGGAUGUGGCGUGCUGUCUCUAGUUUUCUGGUCUGUUUUGUAAUAGAAUGUGCUCCUUGGCUGGCCUGCAGGCUUUACAGCUCUGUGUUGUCUUUUUACUGUUAACUGCUAUUUAACUGUCCGGUCCUUCAAGAGUUUCAAAAAAAUAAUAAUAAAGUAACGAAUAAAAAAAUCAAAGAAACUGUAGCCUGCUUCUACAAAAUCUUAAAGCUCUUCUGAUUUGCAUAUAUUGUACUGUAAUGUUUUAAGAUUUUAGUGAAAAAAUGUCUGCAUUUAAACUAAAUUGUGGGAAUAAAAAUUACAAAGAAUACCUAA
This is a messenger RNA of Micropterus salmoides (largemouth bass), 7662 nucleotides long. RefSeq names its product solute carrier family 20 member 2 (gene slc20a2). The record is from RefSeq and is a predicted model, not a curated record. Lineage: Eukaryota; Metazoa; Chordata; Actinopteri; Centrarchiformes; Centrarchidae. Gene Ontology annotation, biological process: phosphate ion transmembrane transport. Gene Ontology annotation, molecular function: phosphate transmembrane transporter activity. Gene Ontology annotation, cellular component: membrane. Bases 548 to 2593 code for a protein of 681 amino acids. The transcript has 11 exons.